Messenger RNA from Melanotaenia boesemani (Boeseman's rainbowfish), 7378 nucleotides. Its product is annotated as zinc finger MIZ domain-containing protein 1-like. The record is from RefSeq and is a predicted model, not a curated record. Gene Ontology annotation, molecular function: zinc ion binding; SUMO ligase activity. The coding region runs from base 769 to 3984 and encodes 1071 amino acids. NCBI's taxonomy places the organism in Eukaryota, Metazoa, Chordata, Actinopteri, Atheriniformes, Melanotaeniidae. Gene Ontology annotation, biological process: regulation of transcription by RNA polymerase II; protein sumoylation. The transcript is spliced from 23 exons.
CUCGUGGGAGGUCAUGCGUGUAUUUAUAGCCCUUUAGCAAAUUUAUAUAUAGACUUGUUGAAAUCGUGUUUAUAUUAAGCCUAGACAGCUAUAAUGAUUGUCAUAAAUAGGUAGUUAUUAGGCUAUUGUUACACAGAUAUCAUAUAAUAAUAUCUAAGCUAUUAUUUGCUAAUUACUAUAACAAACCAUUUUGAAUUAAGCUCAUUUAGUCAAUUAAACAUUUAAUAUGAUUUAUUUAAAUCCAUGAGCAUUUUUGCUCAACGAGAGUUCGGCUCUGCACCCAGAUUUGGUCCCUCCAGCAGAUCCAGAUACCAGAUGGCCGCUGAACUAAGCGUCAGUCCGGGGUCCGCUCCGGGGCUCCCUCCCGAUUGCCCUCCACGCGUGAAGAAUCCGCGACACAUUUUGUCAGCAGCCACCGAGCAUGGGUCCCUUCGGUAAUAGAAUAGCCAAUGUAAUUUGACACUUCAACUUACUGCGCUCUCUCUGAGUCUAUUCAGUUAUUCACCCGCUGACGCUGAGUCCAUUCUCAGUGGCCGUAAGAAGGGGGAAGAUAUUAAAAAAAAGAAAAGAAACAAGAGCCGAAUAUUUCCAGAGGACUUUCUCCGCUUGGUAACCCGGGGUUGAAGACGUGAGGUGCUGGGGUGUUUUUCCUCCACAUGUGUGAAUGGGUGGGGGGGUCCUUCGUGGUGACAAAUCAAGGAUUGAAAAUCAACAAAGAACUCGCCAGUUUAAUGGCUGGCAGGUAGAGGCCAAAGAAGGACAAUCAACAUGAACUCGAUUCCAUCGAUGGACAGACACAUACAGCAGACAAAUGACCGUCUGCAGUGUAUCAAACAGCACUUACAAAAUCCAGCAAAUUUCCAAACAGCAGCAACCGAGCUGCUGGACUGGUGUGGUGACCCCCGAGCAUUCCAGCGGCCCUUCGAGCAAAGCCUGAUGGGAUGUCUGACAGUGGUCAGCCGUGUAGCAGCACAGCAGGGCUUUGACUUGGACCUGGGCUACCGGCUCCUGGCCGUGUGCGCUGCCAACAGGGACAAGUUCACUCCAAAAUCAGCAGCUCUUCUGUCCUCGUGGUGUGAGGAACUGGGACGUCUCCUCCUCCUCCGUCACCAGAAGAACAGACAGAACGAGCCUCCGGGAAAAGUGCCCAUGCAGCCCCCCAUGAGUUCCAUGAAGCCCGGCCUCUCACACGGAGAUGGGUCUUUUCCAUAUGACUCGGUUCCCUGGCAACAAAAUACCAAUCAGCCUCCAGGUUCAGUGUCCGUGGUGACCACCGUCUGGGGCGUGACCAACACUUCACAGAGCCAGGUGUUGGGGAAUCCCAUGGCCAACAACAACAAUCCCAUGAACCCUGGGGGUAGCCCUAUGGGCUCGGGUAUGUCUGGUAGCAAUCCAGGAAUGAACUCUGCUCAGUUCCCCGGUCCACAGCAGCAGUUUCCCAACAAAGGCAACUCCAACCAGGGCUACAUGCAGCAGGGUAUGUACGGGCGACCCAACUACCCAGGAGGAGGAGGCUUUGGUGGAACUUACCCUGGAGGGCCGAAUGCUGGACCUGGCGGGAUGGGCAUCCCUCCACACUCUCGUCCUCCCUCGGAUUUCACCCAGCCUGCUGCUGCUGCUGCAGCCGCUGCAGUUGCUGCCGCUGCUGCCACUGCAACUGCCACUGCCACAGCGACUGUAGCUGCCUUGCAGGAAACCCAAAACAAGGACAUGAACCAAUACGGACCGAUGAGUUCCUCUUUCCAGAUGGGACCAAACCAGGCAUACAACAGCCAGUUCAUGAACCAGCCAGGACCCCGUGGCCCUCCAUCGCUCCCUGGAAACAUGGGUACAGGCAUGAAUGCCUCCAAUAUGAGCAGUCCACCAAUGGGAAUGAACCAACCUAGGGGCCAAGGCAUGGGGCCUUUUGGGGCCCACGGGCAAAGGAUGCCUCAGCAAGGCUAUGCAGGGCCCCGGCCACAGGGAAUGGGAAUGCAGGGCAUGAAAAGACCGUACCCUGGGGAGCCAAAUUAUGGUGGACAGCAGUAUGGACCAAACAACCAGUUCCCCAACCAGCAGGGGCAAUACCCCACUCCCAAUGCUUCCAGGCCACUGCCGUCCCCUAACUAUCCCGGCCAGAGGAUGCCAGGGCAGCAGCUGCAGGGCCAAUACCCACCGCCCGGUGGCCCUAUGGGCCAGUACUAUAAGCAAGAGCCACCUUUCAAUGGCCAAACAAAUAACUUUUCUGGGAGUGGAUACCAGUACAACCAGGGUAACAUAAAUGGGCCUCCAAGACCAGUGGGUAACUAUCCUCACUCCCCAGUGCCAGGCAACCCCACCCCUCCAAUGACCCCAGGAAGUAACAUCCCUCCAUACUUGUCACCAAACCAGGACGUGAAGCCGCCCUUCCCUCCUGACAUCAAACCAAAUAUCACUGCCCUCCCUCCCCCUCCAGCUAACCACAACGAAGAGCUGCGCCUGACGUUCCCUGUGCGGGACGGGGUUGUCCUAGAGCCCUUCAGGCUAGAGCAUAACCUGGCUGUCAGCAACCACGUCUUCCACUUACGGCCCUCUGUUCAUCAAACACUCAUGUGGAGAUCGGACCUGGAGCUGCAGUUUAAGUGCUACCACCACGAGGACCGUCAGAUGAAUACCAACUGGCCGGCAUCGGUCCAAGUCAGUGUUAAUGCCACGCCGCUCACUAUCGAGCGUGGUGACAACAAAACCUCCCACAAACCUCUGCACUUAAAACACGUAUGCCAGCCAGGAAGAAACACAAUCCAGAUCACAGUGACUGCCUGCUGCUGUUCGCAUUUGUUUGUGCUACAGCUGGUCCACAGGCCCUCAGUUCGCUCUGUCCUGCAGGGCCUAUUGAAGAAGAGGCUCCUUCCUGCAGAGCACUGCAUCACCAAAGUUAAGAGAAAUUUCAGCAGCGUGGCAGCAUCAUCGGGCAAUGCCACACUCAACGGAGAAGACGGCGUAGAGCAGACGGCCAUUAAGGUUUCCCUCAAAUGUCCAAUCACCUUCCGACGAAUACAGCUUCCAGCGAGAGGCCAUGACUGCAAACAUGUUCAGUGUUUUGAUUUGGAAUCAUAUUUACAACUGAACUGUGAGCGGGGAACAUGGCGAUGUCCUGUAUGCAAUAAAACAGCGUUGUUAGAAGGACUCGAAGUGGACCAGUAUAUGUGGGGAAUCCUGAACGCCAUUCAAAAUUCUGAGUUUGAGGAGGUCACAAUUGACCCCACGUGUAGUUGGCGGCCGGUGGCUAUUAAAUCUGACAUCCAUAUCAAGGAGGAUCCAGACGGACCACUGGCCAAAAGGUUUAAGACAAUGAGUCCAAGCCAGAUGAUCAUGCCCAAUGUAAUAGAGAUGAUCGCUCAACUUGGCCCUGGUCCAUCGCCGUACCCAUCCAUGCCCUCUGGCCAAGGUGGAAACAACAGUGAAUACAUUAGUCAAGGUAACAGUUACCCAGGGCAUGGGAACUUUGACUUUCCUCAUGGAGCCCCAGGUGGUACAUCGAUGAAUGACUUCAUGCAUGGCCCCCAGCUGUCUCACCCACCUGACAUGCCCAACAGCCUGAUGACACAAGACAAGCCACUGUCCCAUAGCAUGCCUGACUCAAUACCUCAUUCUGCCGGCACUGACCAGUCACACGGGCCGAUGCAGCAGAGCCUACAUGCGUCUCCACACCCUGGGAGUCAAUCAGGGCAGCAGCUACACCACAGUGGGCCUCCUCAGCCCUCAAGGCAAGCUCCACCCUCUCAACAACCACCACCGCAGCAGCAACAGCCGCAGCAGCCUGGCCCUAGCGCCCAUCCCCACAACGACCUGGCCUUCAACCCAUCCAGCAGUUUGGACAGUCAAGCGGGGUCGGAUAUGCCUGAGCCAUCGUUAGACCUUCUUCCUGAGCUCGCCAACCCAGACGAACUGUUGUCAUACCUGGAUCCCCCAGACCUCCCCAGCAAUAGCAACGAUGACCUUCUGUCACUUUUCGAAAACAACUGAGGCGUUUCAGGCACACAAACUUUUCCAACUGCCUGCAGCUUCCCCGAGAACCCAAGGCGGUCACUCAGUACUUGAUAAACACAAAGAUGCACUCCCUUUCUCUUCUUCCUCUCGUACAAUUUUCAUUCGCCAGUGCAGAUUGACUGAAAGAGGUUCAAACUCAGAAGACCCUGCGGUGAUACCUUUGACUGUGCAGCUAUACUCAGUUGAUUUUUUUAUGCCCAACACACACUUGUGUAUGUGUGCUUGUUAGUAAGGUGUUGUAGCAUUUUUUUAUUCACAUUUGUCGCCUUUUGAAAAAGAAAAAGGAAUUCACUGUUUAAAAGAAAAAAGAAAACCUGCGCUCUCUGGCCAGUGUGUUACAUUUUGCAAUCUCAGAGGCCACAGCUUCCUGGUGUCACACAGCUCCAUUCCCUGGCUGGUCUGGUUAAAUCACACUGUUUCGUCCACCACACACACAAUGUUAAAGCACAAGAGAUUCUGGCAAUGCAAAAAAGAAAAACAAAAUCAAUCUUUACAAAAGGAAUAAGAUCAGUUAGAACACUAUGUUUGUCUUUGACUAAAUGUUUUCUAAAAAAAUUUUUUGCUCUGUUGCCAACGUUUUAGAAAGAUUUUUGGAUUGAUCGGCUUCCACUUUGUCUACAAUGGUCUGUUCAUUGAAGUUUGACAGCUGAAAUAGAGAGGAUUUAUGCUCCAAUACAAGAAGAAAAACAAUUUAUAUUGCAUACCAAGACCAUCUAUGUUCUACAUAUUGUAUAGUUAUUAUUCCUCCUGUACAGAGAAGGGAUUUUAAUGGAAAUGAAAGGUACACUAUGAGAGAUUGGGGUUCCUGUGAUGAUCUUGCUGCAUUUUAUUGCUUCCCUCUACAAAUCCUUCCAUGUCAUCUGCUCUGCAUGAGCCCUGGUGUCAGCUUUUUGCUAAAGUUGCAUCCCUGUCCUUGUUAAAUGAUGUACUGUUUAAGUAGUCUACAGUCUAAAGUGCAUGUGUGCCAAGCCCUCGUCUAGUGCUGUUCCAAGUGGUGAGAAAAGAAAAAAAAGAAAGUGUGGUUUUUAUCAGUUGCUGUUUCCACAGGUCUUCUGUUUAUAGGUUUGUCUUUGGUUUCUGUCAGAGUUAGAAUGAGUUUAUUUAACACUGAAGGGAUGAUACUGAUGUCAGCAGUGCAUUUAUCAUGUAUCUGCUGUUUAUUCAAUAUUAUGUUUAUUGUUUGUUUUUGUUUUUGUUUUGUUUUUUUUGUCGCUGCAUAAUUAAACUAUCCAUACAUCUUUUGGGAAACUGCUCAACAUCACCAAAGCUAGAGGGAUGAGAAUGGAAAUGUUUGUGUUUGCUUGGCCCUGCGUAAAACUGUGAGUGCAUGCCUGUCUGUGUGUGUGUGCGUGUGUGUGUGUGAGAGAGAGAGAGAAGAGAGGUGAUGGUAGGACACAGUUUAUCCAUCACUGCUGUUUAAGAAGUGAUUUUCUAAGCAGUAUUGGUGCAAACCUUUUGUCACAUUUGUUUUCAAUUUCACUUUUUUGAGAAGAGUGCUGUUCAGUAUGCAAAUGUAUUAUUUUUUAAGAAAUGCUAUUGUACUGUAAAUAUCAUUGUGAAUAUUUUUGUAUCAUCUCGAUAAUCUUUGUUCUUUGAUCAUUAGUCGUUCAAACCUAACCAUGUAUGCUCCCAGACCCAGCCACCCCAUCAGACCACUGGAUUUGUUUGUAACCAGCUGUUUCUCCUAAAAAAAAAAAAAAAAAAAAUGACUCGAGUUGAAAUCAGUUCAUACAUCUCAUAAGCUAUUUCCUGCAGGUCGUUACGUUUUCUCAUCCCUUUUCCACACCUGUCAUCUCUCACUGUUCUUCUCUUCCCUGUGUCACAUGAUUGUGUUGCAUCAUUUCAUGUCUCAGAUAUCAAAACUCAGUUUGAAGCAAUAUUUUUAUUUCAUGCUAAAGUGAACUGAUCCGGCAACGAUCGAUGAUACUUUGCAUUUUUUUAGUGAUGCUGAGCUGCGAUGGUUUUAAAAACACGUGGUAUCAGCUGGCUUUCAGUGUAAUUAUUGAGCUAUGUGAAUAUCAUAAUUGUUGCUAAUUGUCAAUACAUGGUGGUAUUUUAAAGAUAUAUCACAACCAUAUUUUAAAGAAAUUCAUGAUAUUGUUUAUAUUUUUGUUAUAGAAAAACGUGGCUUUUUUAAAAGCAUGAGACCAUAUACAUUUUUAUCCCCUUUUUGUUCUUGGUAAAUUAUUUUGUACUGGUUUUCGUAUUAAUCUGUAAGGCUAGAAAUCCAAUUUCUUUCAACCAUAGCAAUGUGCUGAAUUAACCAACCUGAUUUUAUGUAAACAUUCUUUUAAAUGUGAUUUAAGGACUAUUAUUAUAAUUAUUAUUACCAUUAUUAUUUGUUCCAGCUCAGAGCACUGACAUGUUUCAUACCCAGUCACAAGGAGACAUCAACUUGUUUAACACACUGCCACAUCUUUUUUUUAAUUUUUUUUUUUUUAUCUGAAUUCAAAUUUCCAUGGGAUUAGUUAUUUCAUAGUUUGUUCUUACUUUCAAGUGAGUCAAUUUGGAGUUUAAGGCAGCACCCAAAAUCUAGAGUUGCACAAUCACAAUGAAGGGCCAUUUCUUUGGGGGAUGUUGUUUAAAAAAUAGAAAAAAAAAAGAAAAAUGUAAAAGGAUAUAUUUAAAAAAAAAGUGAGGGCCACAUUCAACUUCCUGGCACAAAAAAGGAUGCUGAGGGCUAGGCUAGUUAAAUGUCCCAAGGAUGUCUGUAUAUAUGUAAAUUAAUAUAGAGACGUGAACUGAAAUGUAUUCAUUUUCCCUGGGAAUGUGCAUUGUUUCUUCAGAAUAAUAAUUCUAAAAAAAAAAAAAAGCUUGCAACCCCUCUAACGGAAGUGGCUGAAUAUGGAAAAUGAAACAUGUUAGUUAGUGUCUGUGGGUAUCUCUCAGCAAUUUGUUCCCCUCUCUGUAAUAUACUUUCACCUCUUUUGUUAGGGGAACUGGGACAACUAUAUUUUACAUGUACUAUUUAGCCUAAGUGUUCUAGUCUCACCGGCAUACUCCGAGGUGCUAAAGCUUAAAAAAGGAAUUAAAAAAAAACAAGGUUACAAAGAAAACCGGUUCAAAUUGUGGAAAAUGGAGUUGGGAGUGAUGGGUCCCGAAGAUUGUAACCAAAUCCAUAGUUUGUACAAUUUUUGAUAUCAUGAACAGUUGGAAAAAUUAUAACAAUCUAAGAUGAUUCAUGCAAUGUGGCCAUUGUCUCUAUGUUUGUACAUUGUAUGUACAAUCAUUUCAUACUCUAAACUGGUCAGAAAAUAAAGGAACUAAUUGUGAUUUUUAGUCUUGCAGAACUGUAUGUAGUUAGAUGAUGUGACAUCCUAAUAUUUAUCUAAUAAAUAUGUAUUCAGAUGAUACCUGCGUCUCACCGUGA